Messenger RNA from Falco peregrinus (peregrine falcon), 2854 nucleotides. RefSeq names its product proteasome assembly chaperone 1 (gene PSMG1). Gene Ontology annotation, molecular function: proteasome binding. The transcript has 7 exons. Gene Ontology annotation, biological process: proteasome core complex assembly. Gene Ontology annotation, cellular component: endoplasmic reticulum. The record is from RefSeq and is a predicted model, not a curated record. Bases 155 to 1126 code for a protein of 323 amino acids. Lineage: Eukaryota; Metazoa; Chordata; Aves; Falconiformes; Falconidae.
CGGGCGAGGCCUGCCCUGAGGCCGGGAGGAGCCGUGCGGGGGGACGGGGGCCUCAGCGGCUCCUCGCUGCCGCCGGCCGGCCCUUCGCCGGGGCCCGGCCACAGAAGCGGCCGCGGCGCGGCAGGCAGCGGGGAGGCCUCCGGCGGCCCGCUCUAUGGUCCGCGGGGCCAGAGCGGCACCGGGGUGUAGCGGCACUCGGUGGUACCGGCGCACCAGAGCGUCUCGGCGCGCAGGCGCGGUGCGCUGCGGGGCGGCGGCGAUGGCGACCUUCUUCGGGGAGGUGGUGGUGGCGCCGUCCCGCGCCGGCGUGGACGACGAGGAGUCGGCGGAGGAGGCCUGCGAGGAGACGCCCGAGGACCGGGAGAUCCGCAGGGAGCUGGAGAAGAAAAGGGAGAUCGACGUCCUCUGGACCCUGAAGCCGGGCGCGCCUGCGGGAAGCUCUGCCGACCAGCCGUUUGCGUGCUCUCAAUUUAUAGUAGCGAUAGGACAUAACGCUGCAGCUUUUCUGUCAUCUUUUAUUCUGGAUUCUGUAUGUUGGGAAGUAGUUGGAGUUGUGAAGCUGUGGAAUGAGUGGUGUCGAACAUCCAACACAACAAAUGUCCUCCCAACAGAUUCUUUCUGUUUGUUCUACCAAUUAAUAUCGGAUCCGACAGUUUUGUUGUGCCAGUGUAGUUGCUACGUUGCUGAGGAUCAGCAAUUCCAGUGGCUUGAAAAGGUUUUGGGCUGUAUGCAAAAGGAGGGCCUGCAAGUAACCAUUCUUUCAACGUGUCCUGUAGCUGAUUAUAAAACUCAGGAAUCCACUUUAACACUUCCAUCUCCAUUUCUGAAAGCCUUGAAGACAAAAGAAUUCAAAGAGCAGAUCUGCUGCCCACUGCUGGAACAACCUAACAUUGUGCGAGAUCUUCCUGCUGCUGUUUUGAGUUAUUGUCAAGUAUGGCACAUUCCUGCAGUGUUGUAUCAGUGUUACACUGACAUUAUCAAACUGGACACAAUUACAAUUGAAGCGUUCAAGCCUCUGCUUUCUUCUAAAAUGCUGAAGAGUUUAGUCAAGGAUGUAUCUGAAAGCUCAAAGAUUUUGAAGAAGUUACUGACAACCAAUGAAACUCACAAUAAUAUCUAUAUCUAAAAGAGGACAUUUAUGAUGCAGACUGCACUUUUGUAAGCUCCAGUUUCUUCUGUAGAGGACAUCUUGGAAUUGUAGUUGUUUCCUUCAAAGUGGAAUAAAUUCCAGUAGAUUUUUACUUCUGCCCUCAUUUUUGUUACUUUCAGAUUCAUCACUGCAAACACAUUUAUUUCUUCUGCGUGGCUUGGGAGACUUUCUUCUGGAGCAAUUGUAGGAAAGAAAUCUUGAAUAUGGAAAGCAACUUCUUUUUCUCCUGAAGGGAUUGUCUUAUCUAAAUGUAUACCUUUUAUAUGUAAAAGAGGAAAUGCAGUUAAGUAAUUCUGUCUGUCUAAUGAGAACACCUUUUGUUAACUUUAUUUUGAGACACAAAAGUUUUCCUAAUAUUUGAUCCUCUUUAAAGAUUUGUCUGUGGUGGAGAAAAUAAGUUCUGCAUCUUUUUACAUACAUAAAUAUAUAUAAUUUUGUAUGUAUGUAUGUGUGUAUGAAUGAUAACAUGUAUGUGUGGACAUACAUGUUUUUAUGUAUGUGUCGGUACAAAAAAAGUAAAGUAUGGUAAAUAAAAGACUUACUAGUGGGAAGUAAUCUUAAGCUUGCUUUAGUGGGAGGCAGGAAUGUGGAGCUGGUUUGGACUGCAUGGAAGGGCUGUGGCUUGGAUUCACCAUGUAGAUCACAGGUGCUUUGGGUGCUGUUGUCUGCAGGUCGGGCAGGAAGAGAGGUGUGCCCACGUCCAGACGCAGCAACUCCCACUUGCAGUUUGCAGUGCCUUGCUGAGAGCUUGCCUUAGUUGGCAGUUUCAGCUUCAGACCUCGGAGCAGUUGCUGUAGAGGCACAGGAGCAUUUUCCGCUGUUGGAUCUCUUAAGAGUGAUGGGAACCUCUGCCGGUGAAACAGGCUGUAGGCUCGCAAGCUGCUUCAGCUGGAUUUGCCAGGGCAAACCGAUGUAUUCUAUCCACUUUAAAACUCCAAAUUGCUGGCAACAGUAGGAAUAGUACAAGAUCUCUUAGGCCAGAGUAUGAUUUUUAGAGAAAAGUAAAAGUUCAAGAUCUAAAGUGUUUCAAAAAACUGUGAAAGUUGAUCACAAUUUCAGCAGUGUAUUUAAAGUAUUUAUUAGGACUGACUUGCAGUUAUGACUUGCAGAUACCCCCUUUAAUUUCACAUUUUAUUUAAGAAAAUGGUGCUAAAGAUAGUAUUUUUGUUGCUAUCAGGUAAUUCACUGAAUGGAGGUCUUUAAAUUUUAUGUAGCUUAUCCUUUUGGGACAAAAGGAUAACAGCUUCAAAGUUCUCUGCCAAAGUUUAGCCUUGGCUUGCACUGGGUGCCCAGUGGGUGGUUUGGAACAGCAUGUUUCUUCAACAGAACUGUUCCCUUCAGGUUUGAAAGUGGUCAGCUUAGUGAGUGUCCACUGGAGCAAGUAAUCCCUGGCUCAAGCAGGCCCGCUACAGCUUCUGGGUUUGGAAAUUUUUAAACUGCUUGCUGUAUUGCAGUUUCAAUGGUAUUAAAAUAUUCUUGAUGUGGAUAUCAAGUUGCCUAUCAGUUAUGAUACUGACUUCAAUUUCUAAUAAUAUAAUUAUAGAUAAGUAAGCAACUGUUCCUUUAAGUGGUGCUGUAUUCUAGAACAAACUGAAGCAUGCAGUGCAGGACACACACAGUUCCUUCUGGUUGGUUUUUUUGUGGGUUUUUUUUUUUUUUUCAUUUCUGUGCAGCAUUUUAAUUAAAACCUGUUUGUAUAUGUGA